This is a messenger RNA of Rhinocladiella mackenziei CBS 650.93, 891 nucleotides long. RefSeq lists its product as uncharacterized. NCBI's taxonomy places the organism in Eukaryota, Fungi, Ascomycota, Eurotiomycetes, Chaetothyriales, Herpotrichiellaceae. The record is from RefSeq and is a predicted model, not a curated record. The coding region runs from base 1 to 891 and encodes 296 amino acids. The transcript is spliced from 2 exons.
AUGGCCAAUGCCACGGCAAGAGUUGAGGACGACUUCACAGUCGAGCACGACAAGGGUUACGACUCCCUUGCUCGGCUCAUGAGAGAUUAUCCCGAGACGACAAUCUUCAGGCAGUUCAAAGCCUUGUGUGCGAAAAUGCUCGUGUAUCGUCAGGCUGACCUCCUCUACGACGAAGAAGAGCUUGAACUGGUGUCUCGGUGGAACGAGGACGACCCUGAAAAGAAGUGGUUCAACCACUCGUGGAAAGAAAUACUCGACAAUCCCGACGCAGCGGUGCUUCGAGACAAGGUGAACCAUGUCCAGGAAAAACUCAAGUCAUACUGCAAGGAUGAAAUGCUGGUGUUAACAGCAGAAGUCGAAAAGCUGCCAGGACCGAACAGUCUCAGUUUCACAUUUCUGCAGGAGUGGGUGAAGCAUCGAGACCGUGGAGCCGACUUCCUUCUCGACAUCGAAGCUCAGGCGUGGGAUUCUUGCCAAAGAGAUGAUUAUGUCGUCUUGUCUCCUACGACUUCUCAUGACCGCCUUGCCAUAGCUUUAGAUGCUUUAAUUGUGCCCCUAUACCACCGAUACAUUGGCACUCGCCGGCCGCCGACCGCUCACAAGACACACGGGAGAGUUUGGGAUUAUAGGUUCGACCGCUUCAUCCUGUUGGGAAAUAUCUUGACCAUUCUGCUUGCGACUGCGAUCCCGGCAGGCUCAAUUGUCGUCUUGUAUGUUAUAAAGAGCAUGAUCAUCCGUCUCCUCAUCAUUGCCAUCUUUUGUCUCGUGUUUGCAUGCACCAUGACGUUCAUGGUAGGAGCUAAGAGGGUCAAUGUCUUCUCUGCCACGGCAGCUUUCGCAGCGGUACAAGCAGUCUUCGUAGGAGGAACCACAUUGGUACAGAUGGGCUGA